This is a messenger RNA of Cinclus cinclus, 2208 nucleotides long. It is a transcript of the gene RORB, whose product is annotated as RAR related orphan receptor B. The transcript has 10 exons. Gene Ontology annotation, molecular function: RNA polymerase II cis-regulatory region sequence-specific DNA binding; nuclear receptor activity; zinc ion binding. The record is from RefSeq and is a predicted model, not a curated record. Gene Ontology annotation, biological process: regulation of transcription by RNA polymerase II. Lineage: Eukaryota; Metazoa; Chordata; Aves; Passeriformes; Cinclidae. Gene Ontology annotation, cellular component: nucleus. Bases 1 to 1413 code for a protein of 470 amino acids.
AUGUGUGAUAUUCAAAUCAAAAUAAAAACUGGUGCAACUGCACAAAUUGAAGUGAUACCAUGCAAAAUUUGUGGUGAUAAAUCCUCUGGAAUACACUAUGGAGUCAUCACAUGUGAAGGCUGCAAGGGAUUCUUUAGGAGGAGUCAGCAGAACAAUGCAUCCUACUCCUGUCCAAGACAGAGAAAUUGUUUAAUUGACAGAACCAACAGAAAUCGUUGCCAACACUGCCGACUGCAGAAAUGUCUUGCCCUGGGAAUGUCUCGAGAUGCUGUGAAAUUUGGAAGAAUGUCCAAAAAGCAGAGGGAUAGCUUGUACGCUGAAGUGCAGAAGCACCAGCAGCGACUGCAGGAACAACGGCAGCAGCAGAGUGGUGAGGCAGAAGCCCUCGCCAGGGUUUACAGCAACAGCAUCAGCAAUGGCUUGAACAAUCUGAAUAACGAAACUGGCAGCACCUACUCAAAUGGGCACAUCAUCGAUCUGCCAAAGUCUGAGGGCUAUUAUAAUGUGGAUUCUGCCCAGCCCUCCCCAGACCAGUCUGGGUUAGACAUGACUGGAAUCAAACAGAUAAAGCAGGAACCUAUCUAUGACCUCACCUCUGUACCAAACUUGUUUACCUAUAGCUCUUUCAACAAUGGGCAAUUAGCUCCAGGGAUAUCCAUGAGUGAAAUAGAUCGAAUUGCACAGAAUAUCAUUAAAUCUCAUUUGGAGACAUGUCAAUAUACAAUGGAGGAAUUACAUCAGCUAGCAUGGCAGACCCACACAUAUGAAGAAAUAAAGGUUUACCAGAGCAAGACGAGAGAAGCUCUGUGGCAGCAGUGUGCCAUUCAGAUCACUCAUGCUAUCCAGUAUGUGGUGGAGUUUGCAAAGCGCAUAACAGGCUUCAUGGAGCUCUGCCAGAAUGACCAAAUUCUCCUUCUUAAGUCAGGCUGCUUGGAAGUGGUUUUGGUGAGAAUGUGCCGUGCCUUCAACCCACUUAACAAUACUGUUCUGUUUGAAGGAAAGUAUGGAGGGAUGCAAAUGUUUAAAGCUUUGGGUUCUGAUGAUCUGGUAAAUGAAGCAUUUGACUUUGCAAAGAAUUUAUGCUCCUUACAGCUGACUGAGGAGGAGAUUGCCUUGUUUUCAUCUGCUGUUUUGAUAUCUCCAGAUCGAGCCUGGUUAAUAGAGCCAAGGAAGGUCCAGAAGCUUCAGGAAAAGAUCUACUUUGCACUUCAGCAUGUUAUUCAGAAGAACCACCUCGACGAGGAGACAUUGACAAAGUUAAUAGCCAAGAUACCAACAAUUACUGCACUUUGCAACUUGCACGGAGAGAAACUGCAGGUAUUUAAGCAAUCUCAUCCAGACAUAGUGAACACACUGUUUCCUCCAUUAUACAAGGAGCUUUUCAAUCCAGACUCAACCACUGGCUGCAAGUGAAGGGGAUAAUAGAAUUUUCACGUAGUCAUGGAAUGCAUCACUAGUAAGACAAAAAGAAAUGUUUUCAUGAAGAAAUUAUUAAAAAUGUCACUACUGCAACACUAGGAAUGUCCUGCACUUAAUAGAAUUAUUUUUCACCGCUACAGUUUGAAGAAUGUAAAUAUGCAACUCUGAGUGGGGAUGUAAUUUUUCUCUUUUUGUUUACUUUUUUUUUUUUCAUUUUUGAACUGACAGUGAAUAUACAAAUAUAGAACACUGGGUGAUACCUUUUUUUUUUAGUUUACUUUUAUUGGGGGAUGUUUUGGGAGACAACUGUUCCUAGAAUUUUAUUGUAGAUAUACAUGAUAAUAGAGCAGUACUUCGCAGUAUUACUCUUGCUGUUUAUUGUUCAAAUAUAAUUUAAGAAAAUUCCACUUAUUAGACUGCCUAGUUCUAUGUUUUUAGAUAGUUUAAUGCAUGUGGAAAUUUGUAGCUGUCUUGGAAAUUAUGGUGCAUAUAUGGAAGACACACACACUCACAUAUAUAUGUACAUAUAUAUGUAUGUAUGUACGUAUAUAUGUAUGUAUGCAUUAUAUGCAUACAUGCUGUAACUUAAGAUCACAUGCCUACAUUUAAAGGAUGCUCAACCCAGCUGUCAUGUAUUUAUUACUCUCCAAGUAAUGUAUUAGAUUUACUUUGGGCAAUCAAGAUUUGUUUUGCCAGAGUUAAAUUGUCAGCUGCCAGUAUGUAAUGACAGGAUCACUUUUGAGAUGUGUGUAAUGUAGUGCAUGUGUGCUGUGUGUAAAUCAAACAUCA